Messenger RNA from Amblyraja radiata (thorny skate), 723 nucleotides. RefSeq names its product ENY2 transcription and export complex 2 subunit (gene eny2). Gene Ontology annotation, biological process: mRNA export from nucleus; positive regulation of DNA-templated transcription. Gene Ontology annotation, cellular component: SAGA complex; nuclear pore. Lineage: Eukaryota; Metazoa; Chordata; Chondrichthyes; Rajiformes; Rajidae. The coding region runs from base 178 to 468 and encodes 96 amino acids. The record is from RefSeq and is a predicted model, not a curated record. The transcript is spliced from 5 exons. Gene Ontology annotation, molecular function: transcription coactivator activity.
GCCUGUCCAAUCACUGUGCUGUUGGCGGGAUCCAUCUGCAAGCUCGGGCCCAGCUCGCUGAGACGGGACGCUAGAGCAAUGCAACUCAGUACUUCUCUUCCGCGCACCUUAUUAUGGAGCCUCCCGCAUCAUUGUCUGAACUCACCGCCAUCCAGGUUCACGGUGUAGCUAUCCGAAAUGAAUAAAGACGCACAACUCCGAGCAACAAUAAACCAGAAGCUGAUAGAAACAGGCGAACGAGAACGACUGAAGGAGUUGCUCAGAGCAAAACUCACUGAAUGUGGAUGGAAAGAUCAGUUAAAAGCACACUGCAAAGAUGUGAUCAGAGAAAAAGGAUUGGAACAUGUUACAGUAGAUGAUUUGGUGGCAGAAAUAACUCCAAAAGGAAGAGCCCUGGUGCCAGACAGCGUGAAGAAGGAGCUUUUGCAGAGAAUAAGGACCUUUCUUUCUCAGCAUGCCAGUCUCUAAACUUGAUGCCCAAAUUAGUUUGCCACUUCUUUAUUAUUUCAGACCAUGAAUUUAAUCAAUCAUCAAAAUGGCUCCCAUUUGAAGCUGCACAGUUUUAAUUUUGUGAUCAGCUUUGUGACAAUUUUUGAUACAUUUAUUGUUGUAUUUUUUACGUUCUCAGCCACGAUUCAAAAGCAGCUUUUUUUACUCGCCCUCCAAUCUUUUUCUUGGUAUGUUUAAAAAAUGUUUGUUGAAAUAAAGAUAUUUUGAAAAGAU